This is a messenger RNA of Neomonachus schauinslandi (Hawaiian monk seal), 1203 nucleotides long. RefSeq names its product proline rich 30 (gene PRR30). Lineage: Eukaryota; Metazoa; Chordata; Mammalia; Carnivora; Phocidae. The transcript has a single exon. The record is from RefSeq and is a predicted model, not a curated record. Bases 1 to 1203 code for a protein of 400 amino acids.
AUGUUGCCUCAAAGCAAGGACCAGGUGCUGCUACAGAACGCAGUGCCCCCUGGGCGCCCCCCUCUGGGCCCCUCACAACUUGUGGACUCCUCAUCCAGCAACCUACAGCCUCUGCCUCCCCAGCGACCACCCCCUCUCUCCCACUCUCCUUGCUCCCCUCCGCCACGGUCCCACUCUCUAGGCUCCCAUUUCUACCCUUCUGACUCAAAUUCUGACUUUAUCCUACACCCUUAUUCUUCCUCUCUCCCAAGCUCCCCCAGUUUCUUUCAUCAGAAUUACUUCUCUCUUUCCCACCCCCCCUCUUCCUCUCCCUCCCACCGGCCAUACCCCUCCCCUACUCACACGCAUUCCUCCUCUCCCUCUCAGCUACAGAACACCUCUCAUUGCCAGUCUCCUUCACCCCCAGGAGACUGCCCUAGCUCCACCGCCACUUCCCCGACCCCCAGCCUACCUUCUGGUGGGGUCCACUCAAACAGGCAGACAUGGCCCUGGCAUCACUACAGGGACACCGGCUCCCCUGGGGCAGUGGGAGAAUGCGUGGCAAGCGAGAGGGACCCUGCGGAGUUCCGGGACCCAGGAGCCCUGGCCCAGGCCCUGGUGGUCCAUCUGGGGCACCGGCGCAUCGCACACGACCUGCGGUUACUGCUUUUGCAGCGCCUGUGGCUAGGCAGGACUGGCCAGGCCCCCGUUGUAGAAUAUCCCAUAUGCCUGGUGUGCCUCAAGCCCCGCAGCCCCUCUUGCCCCAUCCCCAGGUACAGGACUGGACCCCGGCUGCUUGCCUUCCCCCAGCUACUGCCCUGUGCACAGGGCCAGGAAUCCGGACCACUCCGCAUAGGCAUUGGCUUUGGCCUCCGCCUGCCUCGGGGCCAGGCCAGGGCCUUGCAUCUCUUGCCAGAAAGAAAGCCAGAGGAAGCAGGGCCGCAGGGCAAGCCUGUUCAGGCCCAAGGAUAUCAAACCCGGGCAUCCCGGGCUCCAGCAGCUCAGGCAGCAGUGGCUCAGGCGUGGACCCAACCAGCCCGCGGCACAUCCUCCCAGGCCGCGAGUCUCAGAUCUACAGGCCUCCAGUCACCAAACUCUAUGUGCUUUUCAGGGCCUCUACGUCGGGCACCCAAACAAGCCACUGUCUCCCUGAAACCCAGGCCUUUCUCUGCGUCCAAGGGGCCUGCCUCUCCAGAGCCCAUUCUCCGAAAGUCACCACCCUAG